CAGACUAGAUAUCUGUUUAGUGUUGUUUUGUUUAAAUGACUUAUUGUUUAUUCCCAGUGAAAGGUUAUCAGGAAGGAGACUUCAAAGCCACAAUGGUUUGCAUCCAGGUUGCUCCAGAAGCGCACAAUUACGCACUAUAUCAAUACACAUGGUGGUGCCACUAGAGAAUAUAGCUAAAUAUUUUAUUAAACUGGUGCCUUUUUAUUUAACUAUUGAUGGAAGGUCGGGCAAUAACGAUAAAAUAUUAUUCAGGACAAGUAGGGAGUAGAGGUUUAAUGAAAAAGGCAUGCAAUUAUAGAGAGCAUCAUGCAAAAGAACUGUUUUUAUUAGAGCGCUAAAGUCAGUCCUUGUGAUCUAUAGGGGAGCCAUCACCUGUCAGAUGUUCCCAUGGGUUUUGCAGGGUUAGAGCUAGGGGAGAGAGCUAGGUGAGAGCUAUGGGGCUUUAGGUUUCAUACACAAAUGUGGUGCUCAGGGACACGGGGCUGUGAAGGUGCCAUUAACACCUACUUGUUACUUCUAACCCCGAGCCAUUUGGGACAUAGCACGAGUCUACAGAUUGCUUGAAGCCUUCAUGGCUGCUGAUCCCUAAAGUAAACAUUGGGUUGGGCCGCCUCUGGCCAGGGAUGGGCUAUAAAGCCUGGGAGAUACCCCCAUGGACCAUCAGUGCAAAGAAGCGUGCGGAGACAAUCACUUGGGAAUGGAGAACAUCAUGUCUAUGGACCUUGGUGGGGCAUCUGGUGGCUUGCUAACGCCGAGUGGCUCCAGCUACAAGCGCCUCAGGAACUGCAAGUCCUUACCUGAGAGAUGGAAGUCCAGAGGAGCUGUCAGGACAGAUCCACAGCGAACUCACACAUUGUUCUGGAGACCUUGGCUUGUCAAAUCCCAUAAACCAAAGACCCAAAUCCAUCCAUAUGCCAGAGGCUUGUGUGAAAAUCCUCAAGUUCAGAAGCCUGUGGAGUAUAACCAUCCUGUGAGAUUAUUUUGGCCCAAAUCAAAGUUAUUGGCUCACACCUACCAAGAGGCAGCAGAUUUGCUUAGAAACUUUCCUGUUCAAGCCACGAUAUCUCUCUACAAUGACUCCGAGUCAGACACAGACAAUGAAGAGGACAGCAGUGAGGAGGAAAAUGACUCUGGCUUUGAAUCAGAAUAAUAGCCCAUCACACUAUUUCUCAGAAGAACCAUGGGACUGGAAAUUAAGAGACUUGCAGCCACUUGUGUAUAUCUGUACAUAUGUACACAGGUAAACAUGAAGCUUGCAGAAUGUCACUGUAAUUAAUACAGUUUUGAUUCUGACCCUCAAACUGUUGGUCCCCAGGUCAGAAAGCACUGGUUUAACCUGAUAUUUGUAUGGCAUUGUUACACUUUAAUGCUUUUGGGGUCCAGUGCAAAAUGAACUUUUUUGGGGUCACAUAACUUAAAAGUAGGACUGUCAUAUUCAUGGGCCUUUAGGCAUUGCUAAACAACAGUUUUCAGCAAUCACCAAUGAGAAAAGGGCUGUAGGAUAGAAACAUUAAUAUAAAGUGUUACUGUCAUCUUGCUCUUUAUAUCUUCUAUCUGGCAGUCACAGUCCCUUCCAAGAGAUGAAUUUCCUCACUGCUUCUACAGGAGCUAUAUUUCCUACAUAAUAAACAGAAAAGGGGCUUUAUUGCUACACACUGAAAAGGAAAAGGACUUUUUCUUACUACCUUCAUCUUCUGCAAUGUUGUAACCUACUAUAAGGCUCAGUGCAGGUACUCCCUGCUUGGAACCCCCCUGAGCACAACUCUGAAUAUACAUGUAUAUGUAUGAAAACAUGAACUGAAUGAGUAACAGAAGAGAAUAUUUUGCCUAGCUGUAUUUACUUUACCGUGAAAAGUGGCAAUUUAAAAAAAAGCACUAUAAAAUAAGCUAUGGUUAGUGAAAUAGACUAUGAAGAAAGUAAAAAUACUUUUCUUUCAUAUAUGGUAGUGAUGAAUGUACCAGGCUUGGUUAGGUUCAAAACAUAACAAUUUAAUCUAAGAAGGUCAAUUUUAAACUGAUGCACUGGAAUUAUAUGACAGGAAAUAUUAGGUUUUCUUUUUUUUCCACACUACAUUGGGUAUAUAAGUUAUUGUUAUAUAUGGUUACAUAUUAUAAUUUCACAUACAUAUUAUAAUUUCCAUGAAUAUAUGUUCAAUUAAUUUGGGCAUCAUAUAGCAUUUGUGUGUAACGCUAACUAGUUGAGAAUAGCUGCAUAGAGAAAUGUCAUAAUAAUGAACAAAUAGAAAAGUGACCAUACAUGUGUAGGGCCACUCAUACAGUAUGAGUGGGGGCUUAAAACAGGAAAGGUUCUCAACCAGAGCACUUUUCUUUUAAAAGACUGAAAUCAGCAAGCGUAUGUCUGCUCUUGUAUCAAGAUGGGUGAGCAUCAUUCUCCAACUGGUAUGUGGGAAAAUGUAAAGCACCGCUUUAAUAUAUACUGUAAAAAUGUAAGAUAUUAUAUAUAAGUGAAAUAUAUUUAUUUGUAUGAUAUGGCAUGACUUAUUAAUAAAGCUGUAAUGUUAAACAUA
Xenopus tropicalis (tropical clawed frog) is the source of this 2528-nucleotide messenger RNA. RefSeq names its product ripply2 homolog, gene 2 (gene ripply2.2). Gene Ontology annotation, cellular component: nucleus. The transcript is spliced from 4 exons. The coding region runs from base 653 to 1150 and encodes 165 amino acids. The record is from RefSeq and is a predicted model, not a curated record. Lineage: Eukaryota; Metazoa; Chordata; Amphibia; Anura; Pipidae.